AUGAAAUCCCAAACCGAAUAUAAAUUGAAAUCCGCACCAGAAGAUGCCAUUUCGGCAGUGAAAUUCGGCCCCAACACCAACCAAUUUCUUUUGGUUAGCUCUUGGGAUGGAUAUGUCCGAUUGUACGACGUAACUGCAAAUAAUUUGAGACACAAAUAUUCACAUGAUGCUGCCGUUUUGGAUUGUUGCUUCACUGAUGCUGUACAUUCAUACAGUGGUGGACUGGACACGGCUUUGAAGUCCUUUGACUUCAACACCACCAAAGAGAGCACAGUGGGCACCCACGGCAAUGCUAUCAAAUGUGUUGAAUAUUGUAGUGAAGUAAAUGGUAUUAUCACUGGUAGCUGGGACCACCAUGUUAAAUUGUGGGACCCUAGAACGCCCAUGUGCAGUGGUAGUUAUAACCAAGGGGAAAGAGUUUAUACAAUGAGUGUUUGUGGUGAAAAACUAGUUGUGGGAACAGCAGGAAGGAAGAUCCUUGUGUGGGAUGUGAGAAACAUGUCUUACACAGUACAGAAACGAGAAUCAAAUUUAAAAUACCAGACAAGAGCAAUCAGAUGCUUCCCUAACAAGCAAGGUUAUGUUCUCAGUAGUAUAGAAGGAAGAGUUGCAGUUGAAUACUUGGACACCAAUCCAGAAGUUCAAAAGAAGAAGUAUGCUUUCAAGUGUCAUAGAAUAAAAGAAGAUGGAUUAGAGAAAAUCUACCCAGUCAAUGCUAUAAGUUUCCACCCAUUGCAUAACACAUUUGCUACUGGUGGCUCAGAUGGGUAUGUUAAUAUAUGGGAUGGAUUCAAUAAGAAAAGACUUUGCCAAUUCCAUCAAUACCACACAUCUGUGACAUCUCUGAGCUUCAACCACAAUGGGUCAGUUUUGGCUAUUGCUUGUUCAUAUUCAUUGGAAGAAGAUAAUCUGCCAAAUCCAAUGCCUGAAGACAUAAUCUAUAUUCGGAGUGUUACUGACCAAGAGACUAAACCUAAAUAUAGUUCUUAA
Molecule: messenger RNA, 990 nt
Organism: Phaedon cochleariae (mustard beetle)
Lineage: Eukaryota; Metazoa; Arthropoda; Insecta; Coleoptera; Chrysomelidae
Source: the annotation of a GenBank genome assembly